AGCUAGCUGCCAGUUGUGAGGGGAGCUGAAAGAAGGGCCAGCAAAAGUACAAAAAGGGACAAAGAACUAAUGCCUAACACCUGAUACUCUGACACAGGUUGAACAUAUUAAAGCUUAGGAAAGGAGUCGCCCUCGUCUGAAGAACUGCAUCAUGCUGCACCCAGCAAUGAUCCAAUACCUCUUUUGCACCAUGCUGUGCACGUGGCUGCUGUGCAAUGCCCAAAUGGAUUCCAGCGCUCCAUCCAUACAGCUACGUCUGGCCGGAGAGAAACGUAAAAAACAUGAGGGGCGAGUGGAAGUUCUCUACAAAGGCCAGUGGGGGACUGUCUGUGACGACGACUUCUCCAUCUACGCUGCCCAGGUGGUGUGCAGAGAGCUUGGCUUUGUGGAUGCUGAGUCAUGGUCACCCUCAGCCAAGUAUGGCAGAGGAGAAGGUCCUAUUUGGCUGGACAAUUUGGACUGCAGUGGCAGAGAGAAGAGCCUCGCCCAGUGUCGGUCCAAUGGCUUUGGCGUGACAGACUGCAAACAUUCAGAAGAUGUCGGGGUGGUGUGCACCCAGCAGCGCAUUCCAGGCUUCAAAUUCAUCCGGACCCAGGCCAACAGCGUAGAGGGUUUGUCGGUACAUGUGGAGGAUGUGCGGAUCAGGGCCACAUACUCUCACAGAAAAAGGAUUCCCAUCACCGAGGGCUUUUUGGAGGUGAAAGAUGGAGGCAAGUGGAGGCAGAUCUGCAAUGAGGACUGGACAGAAAUGAACAGCAGAGUCAUCUGUGGCAUGUACGGCUUCCCUGGGGAGAAGCGCUUCAAUAAUAGACCUUACAAAUUACUAGCCAAGCGCCGAAAGAAGAACUUUUGGGGUUUCUCUGUCAACUGCACUGGCAACGAGGCCGACCUGUCUGACUGCAAACUGGGAAGGGAGAUCGAGUUGAAGGGCAAUAGCACUUGUGGGCAAGGCAUGCCUGUAGUGGUCAGCUGUGUUCCUGGACGGACCUUUGCGCCCAGCCUCAGUGCCGGCUAUAGGAAGGCGUACAGGGUGGAGCAACCCCUGGUACGAUUAAAAGGAGGAGCCAUGAUAGGGGAGGGUCGAGUAGAGGUGCUGAGGAAUGGCGAGUGGGGCACAGUGUGCGACGACAACUGGAACAUUCAAGCUGCCACAGUGGUCUGUCGGGAGCUGGGCUUUGGCAGCGCGAAAGAGGCCAUGACUGGCGCCAGUAUGGGACAAGGCAUCGGGCCUGUCCACAUGAACGAAGUGGAGUGCUCUGGCUUUGAGAAGUCUCUGACAGAGUGCCUCUUUAACCGCGAUGCUCUGGGCUGUAGCCAUGAGGAAGAUGUGGCUGUCAAGUGUAAUGUUCCUGCCAUGGGCUUUAAGAACAGACUUCGAUUGUCUGGUGGCCGUAACCCCUAUGAGGGUCGUGUGGAAGUUCUUACAGACAGGAACGGCUCUCUUGUGUGGGGCACAGUGUGUAGUGACAGCUGGGGAACCAUGGAGGCCAUGGUGGUGUGCAGACAGCUGGGCUUGGGCUUUGCCAGCCACGCCUUCCAGGAAACAUGGUACUGGCAAGGCGAUUCUACAGCUGAUAACAUUGUGAUGAGUGGCGUGAGAUGUUCCGGAACUGAGCUGACUCUGGAUCAGUGUCUGCAUCAUGGGAAACAUAUAGAAUGUCCUAAAGGAGGAGGACGCUUUGCUGCUGGGGUCUCCUGUACUCUAACGGCCCCUGACCUGGUCCUGAAUGCCCAAGUAGUGGAGCAGACCACCUAUCUGGAGGACAGACCCAUGUACGCCCUCCAGUGUGCCCAGGAGGAGAAGUGUCUGUCCAGCAGUGCAGACGAUGCCGAUCAGAACGCUUACCGCCGUUUGCUCCGCUUCUCCUCCCAGAUCCACAACAAUGGCCAGUCAGACUUCAGGCCACGGGCCGGACAUCAGUCCUGGGUGUGGCAUGAAUGCCACAGACAUUUCCACAGCAUGGAGGUGUUCACCCACUAUGACUUGAUGAAUGUGAAUGGAACUAAAGUGGCAGAGGGUCACAAAGCCAGCUUCUGUCUGGAGGACACAUAUUGUGAUGAAGGCAUCCAGAAGAGAUACGAGUGUGCUAACUUCGGAGCGCAGGGCAUCACUGUGGGCUGCUGGGACACCUACAGGCAUGACAUUGACUGCCAGUGGAUUGACAUCACUGAUGUUCCACCUGGUGACUACAUCCUCCAGAUCGUGAUAAACCCCAAUUACGAGGUGGCAGAGUCGGACUACUCCAACAACAUCAUGAAGUGCCGCAGCCGAUACGACGGAAAUCGCGUGUGGACGUACAACUGUCAUAUAGGCGGCUCACGGAGCUCAGAAACAGAAGAAACAUAUCCUGGACUGCUGACCAAUCAGCUUUCACACAGGUAGAACAUGGAUGGACAACACAGACGGAUUGAUGCAUGGACAGACGUUUCCCAACCACUAUAGAAGAAGGAGGGCCAUGGGAGCCAGAGCUGAACCGCUACAAUGAACAGUAGCCAUGUUUGAAUGAAUACAUUCAAAUGUGCAUUUGCAACUACUCCAUUCACAAAAACAUUUUCAUAAUGAAUUGGGACAUGGAAUGAUGGCGUUUUAAUCUGAUGCAGGGGAAUGUGGGGGGUGGGGGGUUAUGGACCAAAAGCUAGGCUCCAUGGUUUUGAUUCCAACAGUAAAUCACAUGUAAUGAUUGCUCUGCAGAAGUGAAUGUGACCAACUACAAACUGCUCUUUUUCAUGUUGAUAUACUGUCAGUAGGGCUAAAACUAGCAAUACUUUUACAAACUCACUGUGAGGAAAAUGUGUCCGCCACAUCCGGCAUAGCUCUUAUUGUGUCUUUGUUGAAAUGUGCCUUUUUUGACUUGGUGCUUUUUCAUAAAUACGUCAGGGAACGUUGCAGCAAAUAGUUUUUGUAAAUGAAAUGUGCCAACAGCUGCCUUAUAAUCUCAUCAUUAGAAGAAGAAACCUGAAGAAGUCUGGGUUUUUUUUCCAGGAAAACUAUGAGGUGCUACAUCUUCUAAAGUACGAUUUACUUUUAGGCUGUCAGUAGAAUAGAAGCCCCAACUAGUACGAACCAUCUAUUCCUCCAGCAUUUCCUACUCCAAAUACUUGACCUGACCUUUUAUUUAUUGACGUUUUUAUUUUCACUUUGUCUGCCAAGCAUGCAUGAAGCCCUCAGCUAUCUUUGUCACCAUGUUGGAUUGUGUUAAAUUAUUGCUGUCAGGGACUCUGGUGCCUCAAAUGUGUGUGAACAUUUUUGGUUGUUUUGUAAAUGACUAUUUCGAUGUGACAAAUUCCCUUCAUUUUAUAAGGGUGUCAGUCGCUCGUUGCCUGACAGAUGUGUGGAGAUUUUAUUGUUAUAUGGGGAAAAAAAAUGCAUGAUGUUUUCUGUAAUAAAAGUAGACGGUGA
Dunckerocampus dactyliophorus (ringed pipefish) is the source of this 3400-nucleotide messenger RNA. It is a transcript of the gene loxl2a, whose product is annotated as lysyl oxidase-like 2a. Gene Ontology annotation, biological process: sprouting angiogenesis; peptidyl-lysine oxidation. The transcript has 14 exons. The record is from RefSeq and is a predicted model, not a curated record. Lineage: Eukaryota; Metazoa; Chordata; Actinopteri; Syngnathiformes; Syngnathidae. Gene Ontology annotation, cellular component: membrane. The coding region runs from base 152 to 2383 and encodes 743 amino acids. Gene Ontology annotation, molecular function: copper ion binding; protein-lysine 6-oxidase activity.